AUGACGAUGUCAAAAAUACUGACCGAUUGUGUGCUGAUGAAAUGGUUUGAAACUGAAAUUAGGACAUACAGUGGAGAGGAUCCUAUGCAAGUGUGGCAUGAAUACAUUAAAUGGACUGAGCAGAAUUUCCCCAAAGGUGGAAGGGACAGUAAUUUGCCUCUACUGUUGGAAAGAUGUGUUUCUCAUUUUGUAAAAGACGUAGGCAAAUAUGCCAAUGAUGCGAGAUAUGUAGAAGCCUGGAUAAAAUUUGCAAACUUCUGCAGCGAUCCAAUUGAGAUUUACCAGUUUAUACAGAAUAAGGGAAUUGGUUGGAAACUUGCCAUAUUUUAUGAGAGUUUAGCAAAUGAAUAUGAAAAUGUAGGCAAUACAAAGAAGGCUGACAAUGUCUAUGAAGAAGGGAUACGUAGAAAUGCUGAACCCAAAGAAAAACUUCAACGUUUACACAGGGAGUUCAAGUGUCGUGUAGCCCGUGAAGCUGCUGCUGGCAUAGCAGAGGAGGAACCCAUGGAUGCUGAAAUUAGUCAAGGUCAAAGGAGAGCACUGGGCGGAUUAAAAAUGCAUGGGAAAAGAGCUCCAAAGGUUCCUGUUGUUAGAGUUGGUUCUCAAGUUCAAACCAAAUCCAGAGGACUGCCUGGUACAACUGCAGUCUUACAACAAAGCAACUCUGCCCCUGUUAAAGUGUAUGGUGAUGAAGAUGGUGCAUGUAGCAAUGCAUUGCUGCCAGCCACUGGUGAAUGGACACAGUUAGCCCCAAGAGUUGAGGUAGCUAAAGAAAACACACAGACAGCUGGUAAAUGGAAUAAAUGCAAGAUUCCUCAACGUGGUGGUGUUAGUAUUGGUAUCAAUGAUGUUGAUAUGCCAGCCUUCUCUGUACAUGAAGACCCUGAGCAAUUAGUGUACGUGCAGCAGCCUUACAUAUUGACAGACUUUCUCAACAGUCUUCACAUAUUUACACAUAAAAAUAAAGUCUGUCGGUACUUACAAAGUUGGUAA
This is a messenger RNA of Saccoglossus kowalevskii, 993 nucleotides long. RefSeq lists its product as uncharacterized. Gene Ontology annotation, molecular function: protein kinase activity; ATP binding. NCBI's taxonomy places the organism in Eukaryota, Metazoa, Hemichordata, Enteropneusta, Harrimaniidae. Gene Ontology annotation, cellular component: nucleus. The record is from RefSeq and is a predicted model, not a curated record. Gene Ontology annotation, biological process: mitotic spindle assembly checkpoint signaling; protein phosphorylation; meiotic sister chromatid cohesion, centromeric.